Molecule: messenger RNA, 1395 nt
Organism: Drosophila innubila
Lineage: Eukaryota; Metazoa; Arthropoda; Insecta; Diptera; Drosophilidae
Gene: Gasp
Product: protein obstructor-E
Exons: 5
Coding region: 186-893 (235 amino acids)
Cellular component (GO): extracellular region
Molecular function (GO): chitin binding
Source: RefSeq, a predicted model, not a curated record
UCCAAGUGGUGCGCAGUCAAGUUUUGUUCAUUGUUCAAGUGCUGAACCGUCCGCCCCCCCGCUCAGAUUCGGUUACGUUUCGUCACCAGCACUACCAGCAACAGCAACAACAACAACAACUAACGACGGCUAUAAACGCUAUAAACAAAUCACCAAAUACACACAAAUAAAAAACCGCAAAAACAAUGAAGAAAUUUUUAGUUGUGUUUGUGGCAUUAUUCGGAGCCGCCGUGGCCCAACAGAGCUUCAAAUGCCCCGAUGACUUUGGCUUCUAUCCACAUGAGACCUCCUGCGAUAAAUACUGGAAGUGCGACAAUGGCGUCUCCGAGCUCAAGACCUGCGGCAAUGGACUCGCCUUUGAUGCUACGGACUCCAAAUACCUAACGGAGAACUGCGACUAUCUGCACAACGUGGAGUGCGGUGAACGCACAGAGUUGGAACCACCAAUAACUACACCACACUGUUCUCGCUUGUACGGCAUCUUCCCCGAUGAGAACAAGUGCGAUGUGUUCUGGAACUGCUGGAACGGCGAACCAUCCAGAUAUCAGUGCUCACCCGGUCUGGCCUACGAUCGUGAAGCUCGUGUCUGCAUGUGGGCCGAUCAGGUGCCCGAGUGCAAGAACGAAGAGGUUGCCAACGGUUUUGCCUGCCCUGCUGCUGGUGAGCUGGCCAAUACUGGCUCCUUCUCACGUCACGCACAUCCCGAGGAUUGCCGCAAGUAUUACAUCUGCUUGGAGGGUGUUGCCCGUGAGUAUGGCUGCCCCAUUGGCACUGUGUUCAAGAUUGGCGAUAGCGACGGCACUGGUAACUGCGAGGAUCCCGAGGAUGUUCCCGGCUGCGAGGAUUACUAUGGUGAUGUAGACCUCAAAGCAUUAAAAAAACUGGGCUUUUAAAAAUACAAAAUCAGCACACAAAAGCCAUGCCAGCUGGGAUGCCAGAAUCGUGGACGCAUGGUGCACAGACGAGAGCAAAAAAAAACAGAAAGAGCCGCCAUACCAGCGGGUUUUAAAGGCUUGCCACACAAAGAAUAUUAAGAAAUACUCUUAUAUUGUUAAACAGUUGACUUUAAAGACUGAACAAACAUAGAUACAUUGAGGAGAAGCCUUAAAAAUACUGAAAACCUUCAAUUAAAUAUCAAAGAAAAUGAAACAGGCAAGUUACAAUAGGAGUUAACAAGACAAUGGCUUGAAAGAACAUACAAACUAAACCUGAAAAAUAUAUUCAAGACAUUUCCUUUAAUUACGGUAAAUAAGUGCAAACCACAAGUCCACUGGAAACUGGCUAUUGUAUGCCAAAUAGAUAUUUGGCUUCAUUAGCAUUUAUAUAAGCCCGAAAGUCGUAAAUGAUACAGACCAAAUUCCAAGCAAAGUCAAAUUUAACUUAUUAACCAAAUGU